AUGGCUGACCCCUCCAAUGAUGCGUCCAUUGAGGACAUCAUGGAGGAUCUUCAACUUCACGAAGUCAUCCUGCAGAGCCUUGACGAACAGCGCCCGGACGCCGUCGAAGAACGACAAGAGAUCCUCGACACCAUUAAAUCCUUGCAAUCGCAACUGGCCCGACGUCGCGGUGAACCAUCGCCAAAACCGAGCCCGAACAAUAACUCAGCAACGCCAGCUCCUCCUGCCUCCGCGAUGCUAUCAGCAGCACAACUUGACGGCGCCUACGACGUGAGCCCGUUCGACGACUCCGCGCCACCGCCGCCUCGAUGGGGCCGGGACCAGUCCCCCAGCUUCACUCCAGCGCAACGAUCCCACGAUCUUUCUAUUCGGAAGCGUCGAUACACGGAUGAAUCCUCAGACGGCAUGCGACCGCGCAACAAGCGAAUUCAAAGCGACGCAUACCUCCCUCCUACAUCGAGUCAGCUUGACCAGUCCACGCAGGACGACAGCGACGAGUACGAUGGCGCAGACGACUUACGACAGCUACUGGGUCUGGAUGACGAGGAUACAAUGCUUGCAUUUCAAGAUGAGCAGAGGAAGGCAGAACAAUGGUUGAAGGAGCGGAAGGAGCAGGAACGGCGGGAUGAAGAGUAUGCGCGGAUGCUUCACGAUGGUCUGUUUGAGCGCCCGCGGGAACGAACACAAGAACAGCUGCGAGAGCUACCACGGCCUGCGUCUGCUCAGAGCUCGACAUGCACGUACUACUCCGGUUCUUCGCUUCCAUUUCCUGCGUCCCCCGCUCCGACUCCAGCUCCAGCCCAGGCUCAGGCCCCGACUCUGCCGGCGAUUGACCUGACUCGACUCUUCCAUCCCGCACAUGAAUCGUCAUCGGCGUUUCUGCGCAGUGUCUCCGAUCAUCAACCCAGACAUUUAAUGUCUAGUUUCAAUUCAAAUAAGGCCCCGCCAACCAAUCCCCAACUUCCGUCACUCAAGCAGGAGAAUGAUGACAGUGACAUCCAGGAAAUAACCCCAAGUGAUUUCUGGGCUUGUCCUCGAGGCUCCUCGUUUGCACGAAAUGAGCCACCGGGAAUGUGGACUCCUAGCAUGGGACUCUCGCCGAUGCCUCCAUACAAACAGAUGAGCCAAGCCUACAACUCUGUCUAUCAACCGGCGCCUGGUCCAAGUGCUUUUGAGGCAGGAUCUGGUCCUGGCCCAAUGUAUGGCCCCAAUGUCUUGCAGAAUACCAUGGCAAGGCUCAAUGCAGGACGUCAGUUACUAGAUCAAGCGGGGAGGUCUGUGUAUGGUGGAUUCCCGGGCACUCCUUUCAAGACUGAAGAUGCAAUCUCCCGUACCCUGGACUACGGGUUUAACAACCCAACUUUUGAUUCUCUUGGCUUCAAUGACCUUUAUGGAGACGGUGCAGACCCGAAGAAGACCGCGGAAGAGAUCAAACAGCUGCUUGAAAAUAUCAGACCUGAUAUGGAGUUAUCUAAGCAGAAUCGCGAGGGUACUCCGGAGGCCCUCAAGGUGACGCUAUUGGAGCACCAAAAGCUGGGAUUGGCCUGGAUGAAGUCGAUGGAAGACAGCGAAACGAGAGGCGGAAUCCUGGCCGACGACAUGGGUCUCGGGAAGACCAUCCAAGCGCUGGCCCUUAUGGUCUCACGCCAAUCGAGCAACCCUGAGUGCAAGUCGAACUUGGUCAUCGCUCCCGUUGCUUUGAUGCAGCAAUGGAAACGGGAAAUCGAGCGACUGCUACGACCCGGGCGGCAUCAGUUGUCCGUCUUUGUUCUACACGGUGAAAAACGAUCAACGAGUUUCAGAGACCUGAAAGAAUACGACGUGGUCCUCACCACUUUCGGAACGCUGGCGUCGGAGUAUAAACGCAAGGAACACUAUGAGCAGCUACACAAGCAGUCUGGAUCAAACGAGCCUUUGCCAACAGCCAUUGUCAACCAACUGCCGUGCCUAGGUCCUAAAAGUAAGUGGCAUCGGGUCAUCAUUGACGAGGCCCAGUGCAUCAAGAACCGAAACACCAAGGCUGCGCUGGCUGCUUGCCAGCUGGAUUCCACGCAUCGGUGGUGUAUGAGUGGUACGCCGAUGAUGAACAACGUGGAGGAGUUGCAUUCGCUGCUGAGGUUCCUACGCAUUCGCCCUUACUCCAACCUGGAACGAUUCAACCGUGAAUUCACGAGGCCGCUCAUAAAGGGCCCAGAGUCGGCGCGAAACAAGGCCAUGAGACAGCUUCAAGUCCUGCUCAAGGCAGUCCUUCUGCGACGAACCAAGUACUCCAAGAUUGACGGAAAGCCUAUUCUGCAGCUACCCCCGCGAGUUUCAGAAAAGGUGUAUGGGAUUUUCAGCGAGGACGAACGAGAACUGUACACUUCUCUGGAGACUCAAACGCAAGUCACCUUCAACAAAUACCUGAAGGCCGGCACGGUUGGACGGAAUUACUCCAGCAUUCUUGUCCUGUUGUUGCGACUUCGCCAAGCCUGCUGCCAUCCGCAUCUGAUGUCGGAUUUCAGCGUCAACGUCGAGACAAAUGCAAACACGAACGAAGUUGAUCUGGUCGCGAAUGCCAAAGCGUUCCCCAGUGAGGUUGUGAUUCGUUUGAAGGAUAACCAGGAGCUUGAGUGUCCGAUUUGUAUCGAUGCUGUUGAUAAUCCUAUCAUUUUCUUCCCUUGUGGACACAGUACCUGUGCGGAGUGCUUUUCGAGGAUCUCGGAUCCAUCUCAGGCUGUGCGACACGGUGUUGAUGGGUCUAUCGAGGUGAAAUGUCCGAACUGCCGUGGCAAAGUCGAUACCAAGAAGAUCACCGAUCACGUUACGUUCAACAAAGUCCACUUCCCGGAUGUCUCUGAUGAGACUGAGGAGGUUGCACCUGAGAAGUCCGUUGCGGAGGAAGACCCCGAUGAGACCGAUAGCGAGAGCGAGAGCGAUGGCGAGGAUCUUUCCAAGUUUAUCGUCAAGGACAACGGCUUUGGCUACUCUGACAAGGACAAGGGCAAAGGCAAGGGGAGGAAGACCAAGAAACCCAAGAAGACCCUCGCCGAGCUGAAGAAGGAAGGUAUGCGCAACCAGAAGGCCAAGCGCAAGUACCUCCGCCGCCUCGAAAAGAACUGGGUUUCUAGCGCUAAAAUCGACAAAACCAUGGAAAUCCUGCAGGCAAUUGAGGACCGCCAAGAAGGCGAGAAGACAAUCAUCUUUUCUCAGUUCACCUCCCUUCUGGAUCUGCUCGAAGUCCCCAUUGCCCGACGUGGCUGGAACUACCGCCGCUACGACGGCAGCAUGCGACCCCCGGACCGCAAUGCCGCCGUCCUCGACUUCACCGACCAACCGGACUGCAAGAUCAUGCUUGUGUCGCUGAAAGCCGGAAACUCGGGCCUGAACCUCGUUGCCGCCUCGCAGGUCAUCGUCUUCGAUCCCUUCUGGAACCCGUAUAUUGAGGAGCAGGCGAUUGAUCGCGCGCAUCGCAUUGGACAACAGCGCGAGGUACAAGUCCAUCGGAUUUUGGUUGAGAAGACUGUUGAAGACCGAAUCUUGGAAUUGCAGGAUAAGAAGCGUGAGCUGAUCGAGGGUGCGCUGGAUGAGAAUGCGUCAAAAAAUGUGUCGAGGCUGGGGACUAGGGAGUUGGGAUAUUUAUUCGGUGUCAACACUUGA
Messenger RNA from Aspergillus chevalieri, 3639 nucleotides. RefSeq lists its product as uncharacterized. Gene Ontology annotation, molecular function: ATP-dependent chromatin remodeler activity; ATP binding. The transcript has 3 exons. Gene Ontology annotation, cellular component: cytoplasm. Lineage: Eukaryota; Fungi; Ascomycota; Eurotiomycetes; Eurotiales; Aspergillaceae. Bases 1 to 3639 code for a protein of 1212 amino acids. The record is from RefSeq and is a predicted model, not a curated record.